This is a messenger RNA of Letharia columbiana, 375 nucleotides long. RefSeq lists its product as uncharacterized. Bases 1 to 375 code for a protein of 124 amino acids. The transcript is spliced from 2 exons. NCBI's taxonomy places the organism in Eukaryota, Fungi, Ascomycota, Lecanoromycetes, Lecanorales, Parmeliaceae. The record is from RefSeq and is a predicted model, not a curated record.
AUGUGCCUGUCUAGGACAAACCAAUCGCAGGGGCAAGAGGCCGCCAAAGAUAGUAGCGGCGGAAAAUCAUGGUCGAGAGCGAGAGAGGAGAGGAGGGCUGGUGACAAUUUCUCGAUUGCUCUCCGAGACCCGCUUAGCACCAAUGAUGUCGAGCGCAAGGUGGCAGAAUCCAGCGCGCAGGAGCUAGUCAUUGACAAAGACCCGCAUGAGGUUGUCCGAUACUGCCUGCCUGAAAGCGCCCAGGUAGCCAUUGUCCAACACAGCGAGGUCGCCCGCUUUCAGAUGGAACUGAUUGGCGAGCGCGGAGGCGUUGUCGUCUUUGCACCAUUGCGCCGCUGCUUCGUAUGCCGACCCUGCUUUUGGCUUGUCCCAUAG